GGGAGUUUGCCGUCUGUCUUUCCCGGGGCGUACUGCCACAGACUACCCAGCCAUCCAAAAUACACACACGCAGUGCACGAAGAGUUCAAGAGCGCUUUUCAGUUUAACUAACGUUACAGGGAGUGGAAAUAUCUGCAGGAAGACCUCAUUUUAUCCAUCCACUUUCCUUUUGGUCGGGUUGAAGUUGUGCCAAGUGUCAUACUUUUGGUCGUUUUUUUGUGUGUGUGUUUGCAACGGACAACUUUCUGAGACACUGCUAUUCAUGUGGUGCACUUGCACGCGAGAAGAGACGAAGUCAGCGAGCGAGCAGGUUGCAGAAAAGCACAAAGUGAAAACACUACAAGAUGACUCCACACAGUAUGAAGAAAGAGGACUCUGGCAAUCAGACCUGGAAUGAGGUUGGGGCUAUGUUCUGCUUGUCUGGCAGUAAUUAUGGAGGCAAAGGGAAGAAGUUUAUGGCUCUAUUCCAUCCGGAGGUCACACUGUUUGGACUGAUUUUGUUGGCCAUCCUCCCUGUUGGAGCAAGCAUCAAACAGAGUGUCCCCAGGGUCAAACUCAGCCAUAGAGAACUGCUGAAGGUGGGCAGUGUAUCUCUGUUUUUGAGCCCCUCCAAUGGCCUUCAUUCGCAGUCGCUGUUGUUGGAUGAAGAGAGGGGUCGUCUUCUGUUGGGAGCCAGGGACCACAUCUACUUGCUUGACCCUGACAAUCUGGCUGAAUCCCCUACAAAGAUUCACUGGCCUGCUCUGAAGGAAAACGUGGAAAUGUGCAAACUGGCUGGCAAAAAUGAAAAUCUGGAAUGUGCAAAUUUUAUCAGGGUCCUUCACAAUUACAACCGAACACAUGUCUAUGCCUGUGGGACAGGGGCCUUCCACCCCACUUGUGCAUUCAUUGAAAUCACUGGCCACAAAAAGGAUGGCGUUUUGAAGCUGCUGUCUAAUACAGAGGAGUCUGGCAGGUUGAAAUGUCCUUUUGAUCCCUUGCAGCCAUUUACAUCAGUCCUCACAGAUCAGUACCUGUAUGCGGGCACAUCUUCAGACUUCCUGGGCAAAGAUACAACGUUCACACGCUCCCUAGGCCCUCCUCCUGACCAACACUACAUACGCACAGACAUCUCUGAAGACUACUGGAUCAAUGAGGCCAGGUUUAUAGCUGCCCAUCCCAUUGCAGACACCUACAAUCCAGAUGAUGAUAAAGUAUACUUUUUCUUCCGCGAGGUGUCCUGGGAAGGCAACGACAAAAGCAUCCUCUCCCGAGUGGCUCGUGUGUGCAAGAAUGAUGUGGGUGGGCUGAGGAGUCUGACCAAUAAAUGGACAACCUUCCUCAAAGCCAGACUUGUGUGUUCCAUCCCUGGGCCAGAUGGCGUGGACACACACUUUGAUCAGCUCCAGGAUGUCUUUCUACUCCCAACCAGAGAUGACAAAAACCCCAUAGUGUAUGCAGUCUUCACAACCUCUAGUUCCAUUUUCCGUGGCUCAGCAGUGUGUGUUUAUAGCAUGGCAGACAUAAGGGCUGUGUUUAAUGGACCUUAUGCCCACAAGGAGGGGCCUGACCACCGCUGGGUAGAAUAUGAGGGGAGGAUACCAUAUCCCCGUCCUGGAACGUGCCCAAGCAAAACAUAUGAUCCAAAGAUCAAGACCACUAAAGACUUCCCGGAUGAAGUUGUCAGAUUUAUUCGAUUCCACCCUCUGAUGUAUCACUCUGUCUACCCUCUCACUGGUCGUCCUGUGUUCACACGUGUCAAAGUUGACUACACCUUGACUCACAUUGUGGUGGACAGAGUUUUGGCAGAUGAUGGCCAGUAUGAGGUUAUGUUCGUGGGAACAGAUGUUGGCUCCAUUCUUAAGGUAGUGAGCAUCACUCAAGAAAACUGGUCAACAGAGGAAGUGGUUCUUGAAGAGCUUCAAGUGUUCCAGAAUCCCUCGCCUAUCCUUAGUUUGGAGAUCUCGUCUAAACAGCAACAGCUCUACAUGGGUUCAAGUGAGGGUCUAGCCCAGGUUUCACUCAGCAGAUGCCACCUAUAUGGCCAGGCUUGUGCUGAAUGCUGCCUGGCACGAGAUCCCUACUGUGCCUGGGAUGGACACACAUGCGCACGAUAUAUCCCUGCCUCUAAGAGGCGAGCUAGAAGACAGGACAUCAAGAAUGGAGACCCUGCCAUGCAGUGCUGGGACACAGAAGACAGUCUUGGUACUGGGAGUGUGGAGGAGAAAAUUCUCUUUGGGGUGCAGAGCAACUCCACAUUUUUCGAGUGUAUCCCCAAAUCUCAGCAGGCCCGGAUUCGAUGGUACAUGCAAAGACUGGAAUCUGAACGCAGAGAGGAGGUCAGAUUUGAUGAUCGAGUAAUUCACACGGAAAGAGGUCUCCUAAUUCGCUCCCUUCAUGCUUCUGAUGCCGGUGUGUAUAUCUGUGUAGCUCAAGAGCACACACACUUCACCCAUACUCUCCUCCGUGUCACUCUACAAGUUGUUACAAAUGGACAGCUAGACAGAAAAGCCAAGCCGAGUGACGACUCUGCCGGGGGGCUACACCAUGGAACAGAGGCACGUCAGCGAUAUAAAGACUACCUGAGAGCGAUGAGCUCUCCCUUCAGCUCUCUAGAAGAGUACUGCGAUGCACUGUGGCUGGAUAAGAGGCCGUUGAGGGUUCGAGGGCGAGGCUUAGGAAAUGGCAAAUGGAAACACAUCCAGGAAAUGAAGAAAAGCCGGAACAGGAGACACCACAGAGAGAAUGUGGAAAAGAAAGAACAUCAGAAGCAAGGGAGGGUAGUGAGGACAGCAGAACAAUAGGCGACAGGAUAUAGAAACAUUAAGGAUGUUUAUAUUAACUGGUUUAAGGAUCAAGCUAAUGUGACUCAGAACUGUGAAACUGCAGUGUCAGAUGAGCAAGUAAACUUUAACUCUUAAAGUGACAUGAAAGACGAUCAGUGAAAUAUGCAGUGCAAAAAUGCAAUAUACUUAGCAAGCAACUUGAAGUAGUAGAGGUAUGUUACAGGAAAACGCACAGUUAACUUUGUAAAUAAAUUAUCCAUUGAUAUCACUCAAGCCUCCGUAGUUUGACAGACUGCUGUUGCUCGUUUUACUCCAAAGUUUCAUAGGGCUAAUAUUCCAUUUGGUCACUUAAUGACAUUAAAAGUUAGGAUUUGUAAUAUUGGAAUUAAGAUGAUGCCAUUACUUUCAUUAUGUAUGACUGUAAAUAUUGAUAUGACAUGUACAGGAGACAUAGCAUGCUAAGUUUAGUCUUAUUACUGACCUAUAACAGUAAUCAU
Molecule: messenger RNA, 3262 nt
Organism: Maylandia zebra (zebra mbuna)
Lineage: Eukaryota; Metazoa; Chordata; Actinopteri; Cichliformes; Cichlidae
Gene: sema3d
Product: sema domain, immunoglobulin domain (Ig), short basic domain, secreted, (semaphorin) 3D
Biological process (GO): semaphorin-plexin signaling pathway; axon guidance; positive regulation of cell migration
Cellular component (GO): plasma membrane
Molecular function (GO): semaphorin receptor binding; chemorepellent activity
Source: RefSeq, a predicted model, not a curated record